ACAGAAAUAUACAAUAUGGUGGAUAGGUGAGGUGGGUAGGAUGAUAAGGGUUCCGCCUAACAUUUUGCAUCGUUUUCUACAUUACAAUGAACUUAGCACGUAAUAAAUAUCAUAUAGAGACUACGAAUAUCGCAGGUUUUCAAGCAGCAUGUUUCUUGCACUGACAUAGCUUUGUAUUAUAGUAAUUGAUGUAUGAAAUUGUCUGUUUUCCUUAUCGCAACCAAUUGGCAUUAAGGACAGUGACAGCUCUGUGUGCGUGUUUAUUUCUAUUAGUGAACGGUUUUCGAAAGUUGUGUCAUAAGCAUUUGGUCCAGUGAUUAGCAUAGAGCAAGUAAACAAUUCUGUCAUAAAUCGGUGGUAGCUAUUCGCAUAGUGUUAGGGAUACAGUACCAUUGUCACAGUGAAAUGCAGGAAAGUAUUUACAUAGCAAGAACGAAUUUUGUUUCAAAAGCUGUAGAUUCUGCUGAGAAGAAUGUUUCCACACGUGUUAUACGUAUGGGCACUGUUGUGAAGAUAGUAACAGUUUGCGCACAGAAAGAAAGUGUCAAUUUCGUAGUCAAAGGAAACGAAGAUGAAUCACAAGAGUGUGUUGUGUGGAGCAGUGAGAAAAGUAACUUCAUCCCAUUGUUAGAUGUUUUAUGGGAAGCGUUUUGUGGUGUUCCAUCACCUUUGGACCGCGUUCGCAUAGCAGACAAUUCACGACUCUGUCAUGAACUAGCGAGAGUUGAUGUUGGAAUGGUUGUGAAUCUUCUUCCUGCCCAUGAAAAUUCAACUGACUUCCCUGUACCGUCUAUCGUAAGAUACAAAGGUCCCGUACCAGAGAUGGGGAGUGGAUAUUAUUUUGGCCUCGAAAUAUUGGUAAAUCAUAAUGCAACGCCUGAAGUUACUUCCCGUAGCAUUAUUUUGCAGUAGACUUGUUCAUUGUUAUUGUCGCAGUUAUGUAGUGCGAAUUCUACUGAAAUAUUCGUCGAAUUUGUAGAGAACGUCGUAAACUGAAUUACUGUAAUGUAUAUUGUUUUUUAUAAUUACUUUUUUGUGGGAGCUAUUGUGAGAGGUUGGGUAGUGCUUAGUGAAAGACGAUAAUAGCGAUUGCCAAAUUGAAAAUCCAGAAACGUAGUUUGUUUUCUUAUCCAAUAAAAAAAAAAUGCUGAGAGUCCUUUUUUGUCCCCAAAAACACGAUCUCGCACGAAAUUGAUUGUAGUGGAUCUGCUAGUGCUUACAGUAACAACUUUCGGACAAUACUUUCUGAAGUGUCGUAGCUAACAGUAGAAUUUGAAAACAUUGUUGCAGUCAGUGUCUCGGAAAGAUCUCUAUUGUUGAUAUCCACUUCUUGCUUACAGACUUCACAUGAUGCACAAAACAGUUGUAUUGACGUACAUCAUAUCAAAUGAAAUAUUUGCACUGUUGAGGUUAAAUAAUCUUGAAGUAUAUUAUUGCAUUGCGUAGACAGUGAGUGUUAUUUGGUAUUAAAAAGUUGAGUAUUAUUUUUGGCUAGGUAUAUGUGAUACUAUUUUGCCACAGUAAUAUUGCACUAUGAGGGAAAAUGUGCUAUAGACAGUUUGAGUAAUGUUGUUAACGAACACUGCCUUUUUUACAUAGAAAAGCGUUGUUGCCAGAUGUGCUAUUGCUAUUUAAGAAGAGAUAUUUAAAUAAUCAAAUGAGAUGGGCAAUAACCGAGGAAAUUGCGAUGGUACGCUACGUGGAAAGAAGUACUUCUCCUGCCAGAAGUACAAAGGUGUUUUUGCAACACUGAACAGAAUAUAUCCAGGAAACAUAGAAAAGACUUUAGGUGGAAUGAACACAUAUUCGGAUGCAGUGAAACUGAGUGAAAUAUUUACUGAUCGGAAUUACACUUAUGAAUCCUUGUUAUCAAUGCCGUCCAGUGACUAUAAACACUAUAAUGCAAGAAACUCCAACUAUAAAACUACCCUUGUGCUUCAUCUGAGAGAAGAGAGCAGUACAAGUAUGUCCAGAAAUAUACCACCAAAGGUGGAAAACAAAGAAAAGUUGCCAGGUGUGGAGUCAAGCAACCACAAUGUUGGUUCAGGUAACCCAUUCUUGAAAGUUGGUGAUAGAGUUGUAUGGGUAACGGAUUCUGGUCCUGAGGUUGGAAUUGUUCGCUGGCUUGGAGAUCAUACAGAAGAUAAUUUGACCAAUGUGAUUGUUGGUGUUGAAUUUGAAAAUCCAGUUGGAAGUGGAACUGGUUGCUACAAUAAUAAGCAACAUUUCCAAACAGAGCCAUCACAUGGUGCAUUUUUGCCUCUUCUGGAGCUUAUGAAAGCAGAUGACUUCUUUUCAAAACCGCAAGAACCUUCUAAGGAAAGAGUCUCUGGUUUGACGACAUGUGGAGAGCAUAGUCACCUGAAGUUGGCUUCUCAUGGGACUGCAAGACAUCAGCCAUCAUCUGCGUCCACAGCUGAUGCAGGGUCAAAAGGACAUGUUUCGGAAACACAUAUGUGGAAUAAUUCUGUUGCUGAGAUAUCAGAGGUGUUUGGAAAUCCGCUCACAGACUCUGUGAGCAAAGAAAAUAAACUAACAAAAUGCAAAAGUGAUACCUUGUGUAAAUCUGAAUAUGUAUUCUCUGAAGGAAAUGGUUAUCAUGUCAAUUCUGUCAAAAUUGAUAAUAGUGAGCAGAACUGUUGCAAAGAUCCAAAGAAUAACAAUGUGAGUAAGAAAACAGUUCUUCUAAAUUACCCGGAGAGUGCCCCAUCGAGAGGUGUUUUAGAUGAAUCGCCACGGAAAGUGAAUGAUUAUUUUACAAAACAUAUUAAACCGAGUGAAUUAAAAAUAAAACAUUCUCAUUCGAGAGAUAUUCAACCCAGGAAUAGCAGUGAGCCAUUUGAUGUGGUGGAUGAAUCAUGGAGUGCUGGUGUCGGAAGUCCAUAUUCAACAAACUAUUUUAAAGAUGACCAGAAAACGAACAGGACAGAGCUUUUAAAAUCAUGUAGGGUUAUCGAUUGCAAGGAAAGUGACUUAGAUAACUUUAGAGAUGGAAAAGCUGCUGUGCAGUUAAAUGAUUUUCCUGACCAUAUCUUGCCAAGAAGAUUUAGUCCUACAAAUGAUGUAACUGCUUUCCUUGAUGACUCUGAGCAGUCUGUAGUACCAACUGAUCUAGAAGUUGGAUCAGUUGUGGAAGUGAGAGUUAAAUUGAAGCCUCAUUAUGGUGUUAUUCGAUGGAUUGGUACUGUAGCUGAGGAUAAGAAAAGAAGAAAAAUUGCUGGCAUUGAAAUGGAAGAAGACCAUGUUGGUUAUUCAGAUGGAAGUUUCAAUGGCCGCAGAUACUUUCACUGUAGACCAGGAAAAGCUAUGUUUGUGCCACUGAAUAGUUGUCAGAAAGAUGGGAGGUUUCAGGAACCACAUGUGUCAGUUGACUCAAGAAUAAAAAGCUUUGGUCAGAUUGAUUGCCCUGUUAUCCCUGGAGUUGUCCCACCACUAAGGUGGAAGGGCGAUACAGAGUCCUUUUGUGGCAAGUUCAGGGGCAUCCAGGGUCAUCAUAAUUCGUGCUACUUAGAUGCUACUCUUUUCAGUAUGUUUACUUUUACCAGCGCCUUUGACAGUCUGUUGUUCAGACCUCCAACAGAGAAUGAUAUCAAACAGUAUGAUGAAGUGCAGCGAGUUUUGAGGGAAGAAAUCGUUAAUCCCCUGCGGCAGAAUCUCUAUGUAAGAGCCGACAGAGUAAUGAAGUUGCGGACUUUGCUUGAGAAUUUAAGUUCAGUUACAGGGUUAACAAGUGAAGAGAAAGAUCCAGAAGAAUUUUUGACUUCUCUGGUUGCCCAGAUAUUAAAAGCAGAACCAUUUUUAAAGUUAAGUUCUGGUCAGGAAGCAUACCACUACCAACUGUUUGUUGAGAAGGAUGAGCAACUUGUUCUGCCCUCUGUUCAGCAGCUUUUCGACCAGAGCUUUUUAACCAGUGAUAUAAAACUUAAAGAGGUGCCUUCUUGUUUAAUUAUACAAAUGCCUAGGUUUGGAAAGUCAUUCAAAAUGUACCCUCGUAUAUUACCAUCACAGUUACUGGAUGUCACUGAUAUCAUCGAGGACUCUCCCCGCCAGUGCACAGUCUGUGGUAAACUAGCAGAGUAUGAAUGCAGAGAAUGUUUUGGUCAGUUUGGCACAGGAUUGGAUAGUAUUGCCUUCUGUGAAGAGUGCUUGGGAACUGCCCAUAGCCAUCAACGAAGAAAUAAUCACGCGUGGCGCCGACUGUCAGUGCCUGUGGAGUUUUCUGUUUUGCAAGACCACUGCCAUAUACCCCGACUUUACAUGGAACUAUUUGCAGUUGUUUGCAUUGAAACAUCUCAUUACGUAGCAUUUGUUAAGUGUGGUAGUGGAUCUGAGGCUCCUUGGUGUUUCUUUGACUCAAUGGCUGAUAGAAAAGGUGAACAAAAUGGGUAUAAUAUUCCUGAAAUGGUUCUUUGUCCAAAACUUCCAUACUGGUUGUCUGAUGAAGGGACACGUUCACUUCAAGAAAUAAAAGACGAUCGCCUUCUACCUGAACAUGCAAAACGCUUGUUAUGUGAUGCCUAUAUGUGUAUGUACCAAAGUCCUGAUGUAAUGAUGUACAGAUAAGAAUGGGAUUAAAAAUCACACUCCUGUAUGUAUAUUUAUUAUAAUUGAUAAUUAGAUCAAACUUUUGCCUGUUUUGUAUUUAAAGAGACUAUAACACUGUAAAUAUUUUUCAACAUUCCUCAUUGACUGUACUGCAAUUUAAAAUGUAACUGUUAUCAGUUGUUACAAAGUGCUUGAAAUGUUAAACAGUCUUAAUGAAGUUAUUUUAUAAAUCAUUUAGUUAUCUGUCAGUUUUUUAAGUAUUAAUGUCACUUACAGUAUUCCAGGAAUAACUGAAUAGGAGACUUAUUUUCUGAGUUGUAAAAAUUUUUUUUACCACGACUCGAUGAAUAAAUAAGUGUGUGUGUGUGUGUGAGAGAGAGAGAGAGAGAGAGAGAGAGAGAGAGAGAGAGAGAAUUGCCUCAUAAAAUUUGUAAUUAUUUGUUUGUUAUAUGCAAGUAUUAUGUUCCAGAAAAAUUAUGGUAUAUUUAAUUUCAUAACUCAUUUCAUCACAUUAAAUGUGAGAAUUUCAAAUCCUU
This is a messenger RNA of Schistocerca gregaria, 5081 nucleotides long. RefSeq lists its product as uncharacterized. Gene Ontology annotation, molecular function: cysteine-type deubiquitinase activity; K63-linked deubiquitinase activity. Lineage: Eukaryota; Metazoa; Arthropoda; Insecta; Orthoptera; Acrididae. The record is from RefSeq and is a predicted model, not a curated record. The transcript has 14 exons. Gene Ontology annotation, cellular component: cytosol. Gene Ontology annotation, biological process: protein K63-linked deubiquitination. Bases 1663 to 4563 code for a protein of 966 amino acids.